This is a messenger RNA of Talaromyces atroroseus, 894 nucleotides long. RefSeq lists its product as hypothetical. Gene Ontology annotation, cellular component: mRNA cleavage and polyadenylation specificity factor complex. Gene Ontology annotation, molecular function: mRNA binding. The record is from RefSeq and is a predicted model, not a curated record. Lineage: Eukaryota; Fungi; Ascomycota; Eurotiomycetes; Eurotiales; Trichocomaceae. Gene Ontology annotation, biological process: mRNA 3'-end processing. The transcript has 2 exons. The coding region runs from base 1 to 894 and encodes 297 amino acids.
AUGGCUCCAGGAACCGGGAAGAGUGUCUUCCUGGGAAACAUUCCCUACAAUCUUACAGAAGAACAAGUGAAAGACAUCCUAAGCACGGCGGGCACAGUCACCAAGUUCCGGCUUAUGAUGAACCCAGAGACUGGCAAGCCCAAGGGUUACGGAUUUGCCGACUUUGCAGACGCCGAUGCUGCAGCUUCCGCGGUGCGAAAUUUAAACGAUUAUGAGAUUAUGGGAAGGAAGAUCCGCGUUGACUGGCCACAUAACAAUGAAAAAGAUUCGAUACCUGAGGACUACUCAGACGCCCAGAUCGGGGGAUACCAACAACAGCCACCUCCGCAACAAAAUCCAAGCUCUCUUCCGCCGCUGCCUCCAGGAGUAGAAGUUCCUCCACACCUCGAUUGUCCGAAUGCCAUUUCCCAAACACUGUCCCAGAUCCCGCCAAAUCAACUCCUGGAUGUCCUCUCUCAAAUGAAGUCUCUAGCCGUGGCAGACCCUGCACGAGCAACAGAACUCCUCAGAACAGCGCCUCAACUCGCAUACGCAAUCUUCCAAGCUCUACUUCUCAUGAAUCUUGUCGAUUAUACCACACUUGGCACAGUUGUUGAGCAGGCUUCACAAGCAGCGGCAGCUGCAGCUGCCCCGGCAACGUAUCAACCAUAUGCUGCUGCUGUUCCGGCGCAAGUGUCAACGCCCCCCGUUCACAGCACACCAUUUGCACCUCCCCCGGUCGCAGCCAUGGCUCAACAACCGCCCGCUGCAGCACCCCAACAGGUCCCUGGCCAAGAAGAGCUAUUGCAACAGGUAUUGAAUAUGCCACAAGCACAGAUUGACGCUCUACCGCCUCUCGAGCGAAGCCAAAUCAUGAUGCUGCGGCAGCAAUUGCUGCAAAGCGGUAUGCGAUGA